AUGUUUGCACUGAAAGAUUUGGGACCUUUGUACUAUUUUCUUGGACUGGAAAUAUAUCGAGAUGCUUCAGGUCUUUACUUGAACCAAGGCAAGUAUGUCUUAGAUCUGCUAAAGAAAUUUAACAUGCUUGAUUGUGCACCUGUCCCCACACCUAUGGUCACUGGCAGAUCCUUUUCUAUUUCUGACGGUGAACUCAUGACAAACCCCUCUCUUUAUCAGAAAGCAAUUGGCUCACUUCAGUACUUAACCUCAAUGAGACCCGAUAUCGCUUAUUCGGUCAACAAGCUGAGUCAAUUCCUCUCUCGUCCCACUACAGUGCAUUUUCAAGGUGUCAAAAGGAUCCUGCGAUACCUCAAGGGAACCUAUCAUUUUGGGCUGCAUGUUAAACCCUUAAAUUCAUUUUGGUUGAUGGCUUUUACCGAUGCAGAUUGGGCAACUGAUGUUGAUGAUAAGAAGUCUAUGGCAAGACUGUGUGUAUAUUUGGGAGGGACCUUAGUCUUAUGGUCAUCUCACAAACAACGGGUCAUCUCUCGAUCAAGUACUAAGUCCGAAUACAGGGCACUAGCUGAUGGAGUUGUAGAAGUUAAGUGGCUAAAUUCAUUACUCUUUGAGCUUGGUCUCAUGCUUUGA
This is a messenger RNA of Neltuma alba, 630 nucleotides long. RefSeq lists its product as uncharacterized. The record is from RefSeq and is a predicted model, not a curated record. Lineage: Eukaryota; Viridiplantae; Streptophyta; Magnoliopsida; Fabales; Fabaceae. Bases 1 to 630 code for a protein of 209 amino acids. The transcript has a single exon.